Messenger RNA from Trichomonas vaginalis G3, 498 nucleotides. RefSeq lists its product as uncharacterized. Lineage: Eukaryota; Parabasalia; Trichomonadida; Trichomonadidae. The record is from RefSeq and is a predicted model, not a curated record. The transcript has a single exon. The coding region runs from base 1 to 498 and encodes 165 amino acids.
AUGGAGUACAUGGGAAGCAAUAUAACAUACAACAAAGACAUAUACAGUGAGUUUAAGUACUACUGUGAACAGCAUGAGAUUGAAGUAAUGAGUAAAGGAGACUUUGAAACGCUUAUGAAAGACAGUGAGGAGGUCAUACAUGAGAACAGUGAUGAAAUAGUUCAUGAGAACAGUGAGGAGGUCAUACAUGAGAACAGUGAUGAAAUAGUUCAUGAGAACAGUGAGGAGGUCGUUCAUGAGAACAGUGAUGAAAUAGUUCAUGAUGUCGUUCGUGAAGAAGCCAUUGCAACAAAGAAUGAGAUAAAGGAUUUCAUAGAACUUAACAAGGAGGAGUUUAAAGAAGGCUAUGAAGUGAAAAGAUGUGAAGAAGAUUUCUUGGCGUAUUUGAAGAAAAAGAGACUAAAGCCAAUGGCUCAAAAUAAGUUUCAAUCGAUGUUUGAAAAGAAACGUUUGAGCUAUGGUGGUGUAAGAAGCACAUAUUACUUUGUUAAGAAGUGA